Erpetoichthys calabaricus (reedfish) is the source of this 2571-nucleotide messenger RNA. Its product is annotated as relaxin receptor 2-like. The coding region runs from base 1 to 1728 and encodes 575 amino acids. Gene Ontology annotation, biological process: G protein-coupled receptor signaling pathway. Lineage: Eukaryota; Metazoa; Chordata; Cladistia; Polypteriformes; Polypteridae. Gene Ontology annotation, molecular function: protein binding; G protein-coupled receptor activity. The transcript has 14 exons. The record is from RefSeq and is a predicted model, not a curated record. Gene Ontology annotation, cellular component: membrane.
AUGGCCAGUCCAUUCCUGCAGGGAAUGUUCCUGCAGAAUAACUGCAUUAAAACAGUGUCCAGGGACGCCUUCUCCGGACUCUACAUGCUUCAGAGACUGUACCUGAGCCACAACUGCAUUGAAGUAGUAACAGCAGGCAUGUUCCAAGAUCUCCAUAAUCUUCAGUGGCUAAUCCUUGAUAAUAACCGAAUAACACAGAUUCCAGACCAGCUAUUCACUGGACUCGAUUCCCUCAUUUUUAUGUCACUGGUGAAUAAUUCACUUCAGACACUUCCUAGCAGUGGCGUGUGUGAAGAUAUACCUGCACUUAACUGGCUGGAUUUUGCAAGCAACCAUAUUACAACAUUAAAUUCGUCAGUGUUUCCUAUGUGUAGUUCUCUCACAGUGCUGUCUCUUGGGCACAAUGAACUUGAAGUGACCUCAGAAAACACCUUUAGUCAGCUGCAGAAUUUGAUUGAGUUAGAUCUGUCAGCCAACAAGCUUGUGGAUAUGCCAGAUAACAUUUUUAAGGACCUCCAAUCCCUGCAGACCCUAAAUCUGUCAAGGAAUCCACUUUGUUAUAUUCACCCAAAUCAGUUUGACAACCUGAAAAGCCUGCAGUCUCUAGACCUUGAAGGGAUUGAAAUACCUGAUACUCACUCGCGAAUGUUCACCAGUCUGAAGAAUCUCACACACAUUUACUUCAAGGCAUUCCAGUACUGCCGACUGGCACCUCAUGUCAGGAGCUGCAAGCCAAACACAGAUGGCAUUUCUUCACUGGAGGACUUGCUAGCCAGCAUUAUUCUUAGAGUUUUUGUUUGGGUCAUUGCUUCGCUUACUUGUGUUGGCAACAUUUUUGUCAUUUGCAUGCGCUCCUGCAUCCGUGCAGAGAACCAGCUGCAUGCUUUGGGAAUCAAGUGCCUUUGUGGUGCAGAUUGCCUUAUGGGAAUAUACCUGUUCUUUGUAGGAGUUUUUGAUGUAUUGUACAGAGGUGAGUACAACCAACAUGCCCAAUACUGGAUGGAGAGCACAGAGUGCAGCUUUGUGGGAUUUCUGGCUAUGCUGUCCAGUGAGGUUUCUGUCAUGCUUCUUACAUAUCUGUCCGUGGAGAAGUGCCUGGCCAUUACAUUUCCCUUUAAUACCAUGAGACCAGGUCGCUGCCAGACCCUCAUCAUCCUACUGUCUAUCUGGAUUGCGGGCUUCAUCAUUGCAUUCAUUCCACUCCAUAACUACGAAUAUUUUGGGAAUUAUUAUGGCCGAAAUGGAGUUUGCUUUCCCCUUUACUCUGAUGAGACUGAAAAACCUGGAGCUAAAUACUACUCUGUUGGCAUAUUCCUUGGCUUAAAUGUACUGGCCUUCCUGGCUAUCCUCCUGUCCUAUGUUACGAUGUUCCUGUCUAUCCGCAAAACUAGCUUGCGCACCUGCUCUAAGAAAAGACAGCUGAGGCAUGAUGUGGCCAUUGCUCACCACUUCUUCUUCAUUGUCUUCACUGAUGCCCUCUGCUGGAUCCCCAUCUUCAUCCUUAAGGUGCUGUCUCUUCUGCAAGUGCAGAUUCCAGGGACAGUAACUUCUUGGGUGGCCAUAUUCAUUCUACCCAUCAACAGUGCUUUGAACCCCAUCUUAUAUACCUUGACCACCAGUUUCUUCCGGGAAACAGUCAAAUCAUCACUUUCAAGAGUGCACAGAAGGAACAUCGACAGCUUGUCAAAGCACACUUCUUCAUUGAAGCUCAAUUUUCUUAAAUCUUAAUGUUGGCUGGCCAUUGAGAAACUUAGAACUGUUCAUUGUGAUUCAGUAGGCACCCUGAUGCAAAAAAGUGGUGCAGUCUCACGUUUCACUGAAGAAUGGCACAUUGAGAAGCAAUGUUUGCUUAUCCUGGUGUUUUAGAAGGCCUACCAGAUACAAGACUACAAAACAAAUUAAUUGAUUGUUUCUCAGACGAAGACCAGAAGUCUGUGCUACUUGAACUCUGGUCCAAGAGGAUGGGGGUGCCCACAUACCUUAGAUCAGUGAUGAAACAUUCAUUAAAUUACUACUCUACACACAAAUACAAUUUGUGACUAAACAUAACUUCUCCUAGUAGGAGCAGAUCAAUUUUUAUAAAGACAGACAUGGCGGAGCAGCAUGACUUGGUAUGCAGAUGAUUUGGUUUGCCUAUUCCUCAUGCUCAAGACCAUCAGUAAUCAUCCUAAAUCAUGAAAUAAUUAUACUGCAAAUACAAAAUACCAAGAAUGCCUUGAUGAUAACUUUGUCAGCUGUAUUAUCAACUGUUUUAUCAACUGUUGUGACAGUGAGAUAAUGCUGAAAAUUAUGGUUGCAUGAAGGUUUAUAUGUUUCGUUGAGAAGAUUCUGAGAGGCCGAAAGGAAUAAUACCACAGCAGUGCUGUCAGAUCAUGUAACUGGCCUUCACCAUUCCUAUGUCUAUGAUUUCCAACAUACAGUCAGUCAGUUUCCAACCCGCUAUAUCCUAACACAGGAUCAUGGGGGUCUGCUGGAGCCAAUCCCAGCCAACACAGGGCACAAGGCAGGAACAAAUCGCGGGUAGGGUGCCAGCCCACCGCAGGACACACACACACCCACACACAAAGCACA